AUGCCGCGCGCCGCCGCCGCUGUCGCCGCCGCCGCCGCCGCGCCGCGGCCUGAGGGCGGGAGGCUGGGGGAGGGUAGCGGAGCCGGCGCCGCCGCCAUGUUGGGUCUGAGGCGUCUGCUGUAGGCGCCGACGGAGCGAGCGGGCGGGCGGGCGCGCGUGCGGAGCAGCGACAGCGGCGCGGGAUCUGCCUCUCUGUGAGCGGCCCGAAGCGGCGGCGGCGGCGGCGGCGCCAUGAGCGGGGGCACCCCUUACAUCGGCAGCAAGAUCAGCCUCAUCUCCAAAGCGGAGAUCCGCUACGAGGGCAUCCUCUACACCAUCGACACCGAGAACUCCACGGUAGCCCUCGCCAAAGUUCGAUCCUUCGGUACCGAAGACAGACCAACAGAUCGCCCAAUACCGCCUCGAGAUGAAGUCUUUGAAUACAUUAUCUUCCGUGGGAGCGAUAUCAAAGACCUCACUGUUUGUGAGCCGCCGAAGCCGCAGUGCUCUUUGCCUCAGGACCCAGCUAUCGUGCAGUCUUCACUAGGUUCAUCUGCCUCUUCAUUCCAGUCAGUGGGUUCCUAUGGGCCUUUUGGCAGGAUGCCGACAUAUAGCCAGUUCAGUCCAAGUUCACUAGUCGGGCAACAGUUUGGUACUGUUGGUGUUGCUGGAAGCUCCUUGACAUCGUUUGGCACCGAAACAUCCAACAGUGGUUCCUUGUCCCAAAGCAGUACAGUUUCUGCCUUUACACAGGAUACAAGAUCUAUAAAAACACAGUUAUCUCAAGGUCGUUCAAGCCCUCAGUUAGACCCUUUGAGAAAAAGCCCAACCAUGGAACAAGCAGUGCAGACCGCCUCGGCCCACUUACCUGCUCCGGCACCUGUUGGGAGAAGGAGCCCUGGACCAGCCAGGCCUUUGCCAUCUACCAGCCAAAAAGCAAUAGAGAAUCAAGAGCACAGGCGAGCUGAAGUACACAAAGUUUCAAGACCAGAAAAUGAGCAACUCAGAAACGACAGUAAGAGACAAAUAGUGCCAGGUGCUCCUUCAGCACCAAGGAGAGGGCGUGGAGGCCAUCGAGGUGGCAGGGGAAGGUUUGCUAUCCGGCGAGAUGGUCCAAUGAAAUUUGAAAAAGACUUUGACUUUGAAAGUGCCAAUGCACAAUUCAACAAGGAAGAGAUCGACAGAGAGUUCCAUAACAAACUGAAGUUAAAGGAGGACAAGCUGGAGAAGCAGGAGAAGCCUGUCAAUGGGGAAGACAAAGGUGACUCGGGCGUGGACACGCAGAACAGUGAGGGAAACGCCGACGAGGAAGAUCCCCUAGGACCCAACUGCUACUACGACAAAACCAAAUCCUUCUUCGAUAACAUUUCUUGUGAUGAUAACAGAGAACGAAGACCAACCUGGGCUGAGGAAAGAAGAUUAAAUGCUGAAACGUUUGGGAUCCCGCUCCGUCCAAACCGUGGCCGCGGGGGCUACCGAGGCCGUGGGGGUCUCGGGUUCCGUGGUGGCCGAGGACGUGGUGGAGGGAGGGGCGGUGCCUUCACCGCCCCACGAGGAUUUCGUGGUGGAUUCAGAGGAGGUCGUGGGGGCAGAGAGUUUGCAGAUUUUGAGUAUAGAAAAGACAACAAAGUUGCUGCCUAGUCUACAAACCAGUCUUUGAAAAAUCAGUGAAUUUCCAGCUCUUCGUGGUCCUGAAAGUUGGUUUCAGUCUUUGCGAAGGAUGAAGAAGUGAAUUUGCUGUAUAUUUGUCACCAGCACUGGGUUUUUGUUCAUUUGUUUGUUUUUCUGCUUAAUUUCAAAGAUGCAAUGCAGUUACUUUGGGGUGGGGGGAGGCUCAUCUUUAAAAAUGAGCAUUAAAUAUAUUUGGAAUAGCAGAAGGUUAAGUAAUUUCUUAUGUAUAGUUAAACUAAAACAGUACUUCAAUGGGACUUAAUAAGUAUUUUUUCAUCACUGAAAGGAUUUUUCUUAUCACUAAAUUGUAUUUGGCAAUUAAUGCAGGUUGCCUGCAGCUAGGGCCGUGAUACUGUGUUUUGAGCCACCGCAGGUUGUGUGUGUGUGUGAACGUGCGUGGGUGUGUGUGUCUGUAUCUUUCUCUUUUUGGAAAUCCUGUAAUAUGAGGUAGCCUAUUUCGUCAAUUAAUUAGGGUGCUGGAUGGUAGAGACUUGUCAGUCAACUAUGUACACACAGUAAAUACUGUUUCUUAGGCAAAGGUAACUUUUUUAUAUAGUUGUAAAAUUCCAUUAUAUUCCAUUGCCAAAGAAACAUUAAGAACUUUGUAUAGCUGUAUAAAAAGCAACUAAUUUUUUAAAGAAUAAACAUUUUAAAGUCAGCCAACAUCCUGUGUCCUUGCAAAAGUUGAUGUGCUGAGGAGCAGAGCUGGGGCAGGGCGGGGGCGCUUUCGUUCUCAGCUUUCCAGGCUUCAGAUUUUUUGAUUUCUUUUUUAAUGUUUGGAACAUAAAUGAAAAUUUGAUACAUUCUUUCAUGAGCUAAAAGGGGUAAAUUAUUCAUGCUGGUUGUAAGAACUUCAUUUUGUAGCAGAUGGCAUAUCACAGGAUUCGUCCAAAUAAUAGAUAUUUUCAAUAUACAAGUGUAAAUAAUCAUAGAUAAGAAUGUACUUAGCUGUAUUUUCAAAUAAGUAACUCUCUCCCCUUUUUUAAGACAUGAAAACUGCACCUCAAUUAACUGGUUCCUCCUGACAAGCCUGGCAUUUGGUCCUGGUACCUGACUCAUUCCAUCACGUUUCAGGAGAGGACUUGGUGUGCAGGACGUGUUUUGGCAGCCUGUAACACAUCAGAACACAGGUCCUUGGGCCUGUGACCACAAGUGACUCGUUGCUAAUUAUAAAUUGCUAGUAAACCUUUUUGAUAUUUUAAGCUAUGGUGG
Messenger RNA from Ochotona curzoniae (black-lipped pika), 2862 nucleotides. RefSeq names its product LSM14A mRNA processing body assembly factor (gene LSM14A). The record is from RefSeq and is a predicted model, not a curated record. Gene Ontology annotation, biological process: P-body assembly; cytoplasmic stress granule assembly. Bases 232 to 1620 code for a protein of 462 amino acids. Lineage: Eukaryota; Metazoa; Chordata; Mammalia; Lagomorpha; Ochotonidae. The transcript is spliced from 10 exons. Gene Ontology annotation, cellular component: P-body. Gene Ontology annotation, molecular function: mRNA binding.